AUGGAAGAGGACGGGGAGGUCGCUCCUGCAGGAUUCCCUCAGCUGAAAAACGAUACAUUUCUUCGAGCAGCACAAGGAAAAGAGACUGAAUACACCCCAGUUUGGUGCAUGAGACAGGCAGGAAGAUAUCUCCCAGAGUUCCGUGAAACCCGAGCAGCCCAGGAUUUCUUUGCUACCUGUCGUUCUCCAGAGGCAUGUUGUGAACUUACCUUGCAGCCCCUGAGACAUUUUCCUCUAGAUGCUGCCAUCAUCUUCUCUGACAUUUUGGUGGUCCCCCAGGCACUGGGCAUGGAGGUCGUGAUGGUGCCUGGCAAAGGACCCACCUUUCCUAAGCCACUGAAGGAGGUGGAGGACCUUCUAAAACUCCGACAGAAAGUGGAUGUGGCAGCAGAACUGGGGUAUGUCUUCAAGGCCAUCACAUUGACACGGCAUAAACUGGAGGGGAAGGUGCCCUUGAUCGGGUUUUCAGGCGCACCGUGGACCCUGAUGACCUAUAUGAUUGAAGGUGGUGGCUCCAAUACAAUGGCCAAAGCUAAGGCCUGGCUCUAUCGGCAUCCUGAAGCCAGCCACCGUCUGCUCAUGCUAUUGACUGAUGUAAUUGUGGAUUACCUGGUAGGGCAGGUGGCUGCAGGUGCUCAGGCUCUCCAGCUUUUUGAGUCGCACGCAGGACACCUGGGGCCAGAGCAGUUUGCAGAGUUCGCCCUCCCAUUCAUCCGGUCCAUUGCCAAGCGGGUGAAGAGCAAGCUGCGGGAAGACUGCCUGCCUGUGGUGCCCAUGAUUGUCUUUGCCAAGGAUGCACAUUAUGCACUGGAGGACUUGGCAGACUCUGGCUUUGAAGUGGUUGGGUUGGACUGGACCCUCCACCCCCAGGAUGCUCGUCGGAGGACAGGAAAAUAUAUUACCCUGCAAGGCAACCUGGAUCCAUGUGCCCUCUAUGCACCAAAGGAGAAGAUUGGGGAGCUGGUGAAAAAAAUGCUCGAAGGGUUUGGCUCCCAGCGUUACAUUGCCAACCUGGGCCACGGCGUUUACCCGGACAUGAGCCCAGAGCAUGUGGGAGCCUUUGUGGAUGCGGUACACACGCACUCUCGCCACCUCAACAAGCUGCAGACUUUGGGAGCUAAGUCUUCAUGAUGGAAAGUGGACGAUA
Euleptes europaea (tarantolino) is the source of this 1147-nucleotide messenger RNA. RefSeq names its product uroporphyrinogen decarboxylase (gene UROD). The record is from RefSeq and is a predicted model, not a curated record. Gene Ontology annotation, cellular component: cytosol. The transcript has 10 exons. Bases 1 to 1131 code for a protein of 376 amino acids. Gene Ontology annotation, molecular function: uroporphyrinogen decarboxylase activity. Gene Ontology annotation, biological process: heme biosynthetic process. Lineage: Eukaryota; Metazoa; Chordata; Lepidosauria; Squamata; Sphaerodactylidae.